Molecule: messenger RNA, 743 nt
Organism: Saccostrea echinata
Lineage: Eukaryota; Metazoa; Mollusca; Bivalvia; Ostreida; Ostreidae
Exons: 4
Coding region: 1-444 (147 amino acids)
Source: RefSeq, a predicted model, not a curated record
AUGGCGUUCAAGUCUUGCCACCUGAGUUUACUUGGUGUGUUUGCCAGCAGUGUGCUUUUGGAUGUUGUGGAAGCCCGCCUUUGUUACUUUUACAACUACUAUUAUCGGAGCUACGACAUCUACUACUGCUCAUACUAUUUGUCUAGUGGUACCAUCGCGGGAGCGGUGAUUGGAACAAUAAUUGGCAUUGCAAUUCUCAUUGGACUAUUGGUUUUCUUUUGCUGUAUCAGACCACGCCGUAUGGCGGCACGUGGCACAGUACUCCAACCAGCUGGAACCAAUGUAGCAGUCGUUUCCACAACAACUGGUGUGCAAUAUGGAGGUGGUUAUGUCAACACAGCUGGUAACCCCCCGGGGACUCAGCCUUCCUACCCACAGUAUACAUAUCCUCCACAACAGCAAGAUCCCCAGACUGGAUACCAACCCCCUCCACCUUACAAAUAAACUAAACAGUGGAAGAGUUCUGUGUGACUAUCAACAAAGUACAUGUAUUGAACAAUUACACUUGUGUAAUCUCAAUCAUAUGAUUCAUUUUAUAUCUAUAUAAUAUUGUCCGGUAUAUAUUUUUAUAGAAUAACAAAUCUGUAGACAUUUACUACAUUUUACUUACGUCAUUAACAGAAUCAUCAUUAUUAUACUGAUUUGGCAGGUCUUAUCUUGAUAUACUUUUUUGAGAGAAAGACGAAGAGGUGCAAUGGAAAAAAAGUUUUCAUUCUGAUGUAAAUAUAUUAUUCAUUUUCCUG